Phyllostomus hastatus (greater spear-nosed bat) is the source of this 962-nucleotide messenger RNA. RefSeq names its product thymidine kinase 1 (gene TK1). The record is from RefSeq and is a predicted model, not a curated record. Lineage: Eukaryota; Metazoa; Chordata; Mammalia; Chiroptera; Phyllostomidae. Gene Ontology annotation, biological process: thymidine metabolic process. Gene Ontology annotation, molecular function: thymidine kinase activity; ATP binding.
GGGGUCAUGCUGCGCGGGAAAUCUCCGGUCGAUUUCGGAAUCGCGCGGUGAUUGGCCCGCGCGCGGGCGCGCGGGAAUCCAAAAGAGCUUCUGCAGCGGCAGUCCUGCGCAGAAGGGGGGCUCCCUUCUGGCUGUCUUCCCGCAGGCACUAUGAGCUGCCUCACCCUGCCCACCGUGCUGCCCGGCUCCCCCUGCAAGGCCGGGGGGCAGAUCCAGGUGAUUCUCGGACCUAUGUUCUCAGGAAAAAGCACUGAGCUGAUGAGACGCGUCCAGCGCUUCCAGAUUGCCCAGUACAAGUGCCUGGUGAUCAAAUGCGCCAAAGACACGCGGUACAGCAACCUGUUCUCCACCCACGACUCGAACACCAUGGAGGCGCUGCCCGCCUGCCAGCUCCGGGACACCACCCAGGAGGCCCUAGGCGCGGACGUCAUAGGCAUCGACGAAGGGCAGUUUUUCCCUGACAUCGUGGAGUUCAGCGAGGCCAUGGCCAACUCGGGGAAGACCGUGAUCGUGGCUGCCCUGGACGGGACCUUCCAGAGGAAGGCCUUCGGAGCCGUCCUGAACCUGGUGCCGCUGGCCAAGAGCGUGGUGAAGCUGAACGCCGUGUGCAUGGAGUGCUUCUGCGAGGCCGCCUACACCCAGCGGCUGGGCCUGGAGAAGGAGGUUGAGGUGAUCGGAGGAGCAGACAAAUACCACGCCGUGUGCCGCCUGUGCUACUUCCAGAAGGCCGCAGGUCAGCCAGCCGGGCCGGGCGACAAGGAGAUGCCCGGGGAGGCCAAGCUCGGGGAGGCGGCCGGGACCAGGAAGCCGCUGGCCCCGCAUCAGAUCCUGCAGUACAUCCGGGCCAACUGAGAGCCCGGGGCGGCCGGCGCCCCCUGCUGGACACCUGUCCCCUGCGGGGGGGGGCCGCCCCCCCCCCCCCAACCCCCGCGGCCUUUCCGAAGGAGGAAGAGGAAGUUCGG